CUCCGCAAGUCUCCAAACCUCCCCCCUCUCAUCACUGCACAAGCUCUGCAGGGCGUCAAGCUUCGGCACGUCAAGGAAUGCCUGCUAACUAGCAUCAUGCUUGUUGAUUCUGCUAAUGCUAAACACGAGCUACCUAGUAAAGAAGCCAAUCUAGGCAGUGCUGUGUCGGCUAAUGCUGAUGCUAAACUAGUUGGUACUGGGACACAAAAAGCUGUCUGUGAUCUUGAUAGCAAUGAAGCUAACAUCAUUAGUGAUUUAUUUGGAAAUGCUAACCUUGAUUGCCCAGCCAAUGCUUACGUAACGGAGGCUGAACAUGAUAACUACAACCCAACAAAAAGUGACAUAAGGAAACCCAACGAUAUGUCUUCUAAUGCUAAUUUUCAGAGCCCAAACAGCACUGUUGCUAACCAGAGAAGCUCUGAGCCUAAACCCCAAGAUAUGCAGUACACUGAUCUGGAGAAGGAGCAUUCAGAUAUGUAUGCAACACUGGCAAACACUCAAGUCUUCACACCUGAUAGUCCCUGGGUCAAAAUGUCUGACGGAACUGACGAAGACCACACUAGAAUAACUGUCCAACAACAACAGCAACAACAACAACAAGUCACGGAUACAAUGUUAGCAGACGCUAUGCUAACUGCACAACAAGGAAACACUGAUUCUUCAUACUGGACCCUCUCUGGAGCAAAACAAAGAGAAAGUAGAACAAGCAAAGAUGGCAUGGAGACAAACAAUAGGGAUGAUUCAGAAAUGUGGAAUGGUGCAGCUGAUGGAGUUCCAACAUCCUUUAGUGAUUUACCACAGAAUAAUAUAGUCUGUAAUGAAGCUACCCAGAAGAACCCCCGCUCCCCGACGAAGCCGACUGUCCCAAAGAAACCUGAUCUUGGCGUCCUGGGUCUCAUGGCGUCCCCGGAGGCAAAAAGAAGACAAGUUGGGUUAAAGAGGCAAUCCCAGCUUCCCCCUGAUUCCUCUCCUGUGCACAGUCCUCCCAACAGCAGCUCACCUUCACCAAAGCACUUGGCACAAACUACUGAAAGAACCACAAGUCCUGACGAAUCAAUGACCCCUUCCAGCUCCCCCCAAAGGCAGAAACCACCGAUUGUGCACAAGAAGCCAGAUCUUUCCCCCGAAAGAAUCAAACAACUCAUUGAAUUUGGAACUCACGGGGAGUCGUCCAAAGGGAACUGUGCCCCCCAGGAGGUCGUUGGUAUUUCACAGACCAUGGGUGCCUCAGGGAUCGUGGAAACCACAAGGGCUAGAAACACUUUAAACUGCAACAUGGGUACAUUGGAGAACUGUGGUACCUCAGGAACAUGGGGAACCUUGCAGACCAGUAGAAUAUACGGACACUAUGAUGCCUCAGGGAUCAUGGGACUCUCCGAGACUCAGAGUAUCAAAGGGGCGACUAAAACUACUUUGGGGGGCUGUAGUACAUCAGAUACUAUUGUCAACUCAGAGAUCGUGGAUAACACAAGGGCUAGAAACACUUUAAACUGCAACAUGGGUACCUUGGAAGAUUGUGGUACCCCAGGAGCAUGGGGAACCUCAGAGACCAGUAGCACACGAGGGAAUAAGGGCAUCUAUAGCCACUGUGGUGCCUUAGGAUCAAGAAUCAUUUCAGAGACCUGUGGCACUGUGAGCACCUUGGGGAACCAUUUUACCCCAGACAUCACAGAUACUAGAAACACUUUGAAUAGCACCAUGGAGACAAGAAGUAACCUAGGAACAAAUGGCAUAAAUGGGAACUUGGGACCCUCUGGAGUCAUGGGUGUUUCUGAGAACCGGAGUCCCAAAAGGGUUCUUAACACUAUCAAUGCGACCAUGAGUACUUUGGAAAACUGUGGUACGUCAGGAACAACAGGUACCAUGGAGACCUCUAUCAACCUAGGGACCAAUGGCAUAAUUGGGUACUGUGACCCCUCAGGAGUUAAGGGUAUUGCAGAGUACAGUGAUAUCAAAGGGGCUCCAAACACCAUCAAUGGUUACAGGGGUUCUUUGGCGAACUGUGUUACCUCAGAAUCAUGGGGUAACUCGGACAUGUGUAGCUCCUUUGGGUCCAUAAGCACCUCGGAGAACCGGGAUACCUUAGGAUCCUUUAACAACUUAGGGGCCAUGGGCAUCUCUAGGAACUGUGGUCUUUCAGGGGUCAUUGGCACUGCAGAGUAUUCUGGUAUUAAAGGGGCUCCAAACACUAUCAAUGCAAGCAUGAGUUAUAUGGCCAACUGUGGUACCUCAGAAUCAAGGGGCACCUCGGAGACUUGUAGCACCCUGGGGACCAUAAGCACCUUGGAGAACCAAGAUACCUUAGGAACUUGUGGAACUUCAGAGACCUGUAGCAAUGUAGGGACCAUGGGCAUCUCUAGGAACCUCAGUACCUCAGGAACAUGGGGAACCUCAUACCUUGGUUCUUGUAGUACCUUGGGGGACUCUGGGGCAAACGGAGCCACUUCCUUUCAAAACGGUGCCUCGGACCCCUGGAUCCUCAACUCAAGACUUCAUAAAGAUGAGGACAAAACACCGCAGAGGAUCAUGAUGACGUCAUCGAUGGCUGAAGAGGAAGAGGAGGAAGAGAGAGGGAUGAAGACGAGCACGAUGAUGAUGCCAACAACCACCAGGAAAAAGGACAAAUCGAGGAAGAGGAGAAAGAGGAGGGUGGGCCGACAGCUGCUGAUGAACGCUUCGACUACGAGGCGCUCCUACUCUUCCUCUUCCUCACUGUCAUCGUCUUCGUCUUCAUCCGACGACGAGCGGGAUGUGGUGAAAGGGAGAACGAUGCAAACAAGAGUGAGGAUGACGACAGAGAUUCCCCGCGCUCUGAUUGGUCCAAGCAGCUGCUCCCUCAGCAGUGCGCUGUCCAAUGAGAGCCUGCCUGGGGCGCCUUCACUUCCUGAUCUCCUGAUAGAGGAAGAGGAGAAGGACAGGAGCGACGAAGGCAGGAUGACGACCGGAAAACAUGAAGACGGCGAUGUGUUCGUCACUGUUUCUGCGGAUCAGAUGUUCGUCUCCGAUCGACCGCGAACCACCGAGGAUCUGUUCACCGUCAUCCACAGGUCUAAGAGGAAGAUGUUAGGAAGACGGGAUUCAGGAGAUGAUGGACGACUCUCCUCCUCUUCCUCCUCCUCUUCUUCCUCUUCCUCCUCCUCUUCUUCCUCUUCCUCUCCGGUCACCCCUACCUCCCUAAAGGGUCAGAGGUGGUCGAGGAGCGACAGCUUUAAGGCUCUCCUGCUGAGAAAGGGCGGUCGCUCUUCUUCUCGAAUCUCUGCCGUUGAGCGUCUCCGUGUCCUUCCUGUGUCCGACCACCAGAGGGCGGCAGAGCGUCACAGCAAAGCUGCAGAAACCCCAGAUCUGUCCGGUUUAAACUCGCCGCCAUUCGAUCAGAACUUCUCCCUGAUUGGGUUCGGUUGGGGGCGGGACCUCUUCCUCGCCUCCUCCUCCUCCUCCUCUUCCUCUCCUCACUUCCUCUUCCUCUCCUCCUCCUCCUCCUCCUCUUCCCCUCGUCCUCGCUCCCUCACCCCCCCCUGCUCCUCCAGCCGGCAGUUCUCCGCUCGCUCUCGCCUCUUCGCCGCCCCCAUGACGGCCAUCUUUGAAGGAGGGAGCGAUGAAGAGGAGGAGGAAGAGGAGGAAGACGAUGAGGUUUUUACGGACGUUUGAAAGGGCUUCUCUCGGAGCGUUUUACUGAAUGUACGAAGCACAUUUCUCUCUACGGAAGCCUGAAGAGGACAUGGCUGUGAUGACUUUAUACUCUCACUUUAUCAAAGCGACCACGUAUUUAGGUCCUAAAAAAAUACUAUCACUGAGUUGGGGAAGCGGGAAAUAUUCAUAUACAUUUACUACUUAUUUAAAUAUUUUUAAGAUGUGUCAUUUUUUUCUCAACCCUAUAAUCUCAUUUUUUAAACGAAUCCCCGUCCCUCAGCUGUUUGUCCUAUUCUGUAAAUACGUCUCUUUAUUUCUCAUCUUGUUAUUUUGCUGUUUUAUUUUAAAGGUCACCCAUUCUGCUAAAUCCUCUUCUUCAUGUCUCCUCUGCAUCAACACGUGUC
Molecule: messenger RNA, 4034 nt
Organism: Notothenia coriiceps (black rockcod)
Lineage: Eukaryota; Metazoa; Chordata; Actinopteri; Perciformes; Nototheniidae
Product: mucin-4-like
Exons: 3
Coding region: 97-3648 (1183 amino acids)
Biological process (GO): cell differentiation
Source: RefSeq, a predicted model, not a curated record